This is a messenger RNA of Acaromyces ingoldii, 1692 nucleotides long. RefSeq names its product alpha/beta-hydrolase. The transcript has 3 exons. Gene Ontology annotation, biological process: lipid metabolic process. NCBI's taxonomy places the organism in Eukaryota, Fungi, Basidiomycota, Exobasidiomycetes, Exobasidiales, Cryptobasidiaceae. The record is from RefSeq and is a predicted model, not a curated record. Bases 332 to 1267 code for a protein of 311 amino acids.
AUUGUUCGCCGGCACGCCCAAUGUCGCUACGUCGGAGCCCGUGGAUCCCAUCGAUCAAGGACUCCGCAAGCGCCUGACGCUGGCCUCGAGACUGGCCGCCUCCGCGUACUGUGAAUCGUGCGUGUCUUGAGAACGGAAUCUUGGUCCUACCCCUUCCCCUGCAUCACGCAUUUGUAACACCCCCCAUCUGUCUUUUGCAAACCCCUCAUUGACUCCCCCCUCUUCAAUUUCCAUUCUCUCUCCCCUCCUUUCUCUCGCUAGCGUCCAGACUGGAUCGUGGAAAUGCGGCGCGCCUUGUGAAGGCGUCGACGAUGAAGUCUCGGUCCUGUGGAUGACAGGCAAUGGCAACUCGGACCCUCACAAGCAGCUCCUGUGGCUCGAAAAGGACCAAUCACUUGUGCUGCAAACGGAAGGGAGCGAUCUGUACCACCUUGCUUCUGUUCUCAACGAUGCCGUCUUCGUCCCCAUCCCCGCUCCUCAAGCGGUUCUAUCGACGCUCACCCAAUCCGCUCCCGCCAGCAGCAAGGGAAAGAGUGAAAAGUUAGAUGCCGAUGACGACAACACGAAGGAAGUGCGAGUCCAUGCAGGAUUCUUGGCAGCUUGGUCUCGCUCCUAUCCACAAUCUCUAAAAGCCGUCCAGGCCGGUCUGUCCGUCCACCCGUCAGCCAAGCGGUUGAUCCUCAUCGGCCAUUCUCUGGGUGCUGCAAUUGCCCAGCUUGACCUCCUCGCCCUUCACUCGGACCUCAAAUCGGUACCUGCCUCUUCUUCGUCCGCGACACCCUCUCCUUCUCCUAGCCUGAGCUACCAGUACUAUGGCUUUGGCACGCCACGAGUCUUCAACACUCAGGGCGCCUCGCUCGUCGACCGUUUUCUCGAUAAGAGCUCCUCUGUGACGUUUCCCAUUGCCGCGCUUGCAUCCUCCUCCUCCUCCUCCUCCUCCUCCUCCUCAUCAUCGUCGUCAUCGGGGCAGCAGCGACGAACGCCGUCGUCGAGCGACGGAAUCGACUUCUAUCACGUCCAUCAUGCCUCGGACGUUGUGCCGCAUCUCGGUCUCUUGUCGCUCGGCUUCCGUCAUGCCCAGAACGAAGUCUUUCUUCCCGACACAAACAGGACCGACAUCAACAAGACGGCUGAGCAACAGGAGGCUUUGCUCUGCCACGGCUUUGAGAAUGCGCGGUGCAGCCUCUCGAGGGGCAACGAUACCAACAUCCCGGAUCACACCGGGCCUUACUUUGGUCUUCUUGUCGGUAGAGGCCGGUGCAAAUGAAGCUCAUUUGCAAUGGAAUCAUCUAGAUUGAAAAGAAGGAAAUUGUACAAGUGCUACACUUCAUCCUGCUCCUCUGCUCCUUCCUCUUCCUCUUCCUCUUCCUCUUCUUCUUCCUCUUCGAUCCGCUCUUCCUCGCGCCGGAACAUGGCGUAAAUCUUCUUUCGCCUAGCUCCAUUAGCCUCUGGUUUGCUCGCUUCCUCAAACAGUGCCUCAAAGAUGUCCUUUCUGAGGUCCAAUGCAUCGCCCCGAGUUGCCUUGAGUAUGGCCAAGAAUUGCACCGAGCUAUCUUCAUCUGCCUCUUCCUCAUCCAAUUUUCUCGCUCGCUUUCGUUUCGGGCCUUGCUCCUCUUCCUCCUCCUCUUCCUCUUCGGCCUCUCGCAGCUGAACCUCGGCGGUCCGGACAAGACAGUCUUCAAGCAGCGGGUU